UGGUGGCUGCAACUGUCGAAAAAUCAUACCGUUACCAUUUAGUUUUGUGGUAAAUUUUUUGUACUGUAUAUUUGUGAAAGGAGACCAAAUAGAACACUCUACGGGUGAGAGAGGAACUAGCUUUAGUUUAAACCAUGGCUCUUGAAACACUGAGCGUCCCUCAACUGGAACUAGAGGCUGUUAUUGGGUUCAACGGGUAUGUGUUUUCAGGCCUGAGAGUCCAUCCAGACAGAGAGCACCUGAUCUAUCCUCUGGGAUGCACAGUCAUACUGAAGAGAAUCAAAGAUGGCAAGCAGGAGUUCCUACAUGGACACACAAACAAUGUGUCCUGUGUUUCAGUGUCCAAAAGUGGAUCAUAUAUUGCCUCCGGACAGGUCAACUUCAUGGGCUUUAAGGCUGCAAUAAUUAUCUGGGACUAUGCACAGCGAAAGAUCUAUGCUGAGCUGCUGCUCCACAAGGCUAAGGUAGAAGCACUGGCCUUCUCCCCAAAUGACAAGUACCUGGUGUCCCUCGGGGGUCAAGAUGAUGGCAGUAUAGUUGUGUGGAAUAUUGAGACCAAGCAGGCCAUAUGUGGGAGUCCAGCUUCAGCUCAGAGUUCCGGUCACUGCCUCGCUGUACAAUAUUCAAACACAAAUGACAAUAUCUUUGUUUCUGCUGGGAGUGGAACACUGCGAGUUUGGGAAUUGGACCUCCCCAACAGAAAGAUCUGGCCCACAGAGUGUGAGACAGGCCUGCUGAAGAGGAUUGUGAAAUGUAUAGAGAUUUCAGAUGAUGAUCAGUUCAUUUUCUGUGGCACUACAAGUGGAGACAUAAUGAAAAUCACCUUGAACACCGGGCGUCUGAGUGACUGUGGACCAAAUAAAAGAAAAUACAGCCUAGGUGUCAGUGCCCUAAGGAUAUUGAAGUGUGGGCACCUUCUUGUGGGUUCUGGGUCUGGUGCUUUCACUCUGUGUUCCACCACCAACUUCAAAAUUCUUAAGGAAGUCCAGCUGGUAAAGGGGGUGACCUCCAUCGCUACAAGAGGAGAGGGACAGCAGUUCUUUGUUGGCACAGAAGCUGCUCAGAUGUACCGCUUCAGUUAUGAAGACUUCAAAGCAGAACUCAUAUCUACCAACCACAAUAAUGCUGUCAAGGACGUUGCCAUCCCUUUUGCAAUAUCAGAAUUAUUUGCAACCUGCACUGAGGAGGACAUCAGGGUUUGGCACAUAGACAAACCCAUAGAACUGCUGCGCAUCACUGUGCCCAACAUAACCUGCAAUUCUUUGGGCAUUAUGGCGGACGGACACAGCAUCAUCAGUGCAUGGAAUGAUGGUACCAUUCGUGUGUUUGCACCGGAAAGUGGUCGGCUCAUGCUCAUCAUCUACAAUGCUCACAGAAUGGGAGUGACAGCAAUCGCUGGCACCAGAGACUGCAGGAGGAUCGUCAGUGGAGGGGGAGAGGGACAAGUGCGUGUUUGGGAGCUGCAGCAUCAGGGCCAUCGCUUGCUGGAGACUAUGAAAGAGCACAGAGCCUCAAUCACUUGUAUAAAAAUCAAGAGUAACGACAAAGAGUGUGUCACUGCAAGCUCUGAUGGUGCCUGCAUCAUCUGGGAUAUUGUGCGAUUUGUGAGCCUUCAAAGGAUGAUCACCAACACGCCGUUCCGGACCGUGUGCUACCAUCCAGAGGAAUACCAGAUCAUUACCAGUGGCACUGACAGAAAGGUUGCCUACUGGGAAGUGUGUGAUGGCGCUGCCAUCAGAGAACUGGAGGCAUCGCAGUCUGGAGCCAUCAACAGCAUGCACAUCUCACAGGAUGGAAAACACUUUGUGACAGGUGGAGACGACAAGCUGGUGAAGGUGUGGGACUACAUGGCAGGUGCAGUAACCUAUGUGGGGAUAGGUCAUGGUGGCAGCAUCACCAGUGUCAAGAUCUGCGACAACAACCGCAUCUUAGUCAGCACCAGCGCAGAUGGAGCCAUUUUCCGGUGGAAGUUCCCUCAUCCACCUUCCGCCUAACUUGAAGCUUGAAGAAUCAGACAGAUGGAAUCCAUUUCUUUUUUUGCAUAGUCAUGAUACUACUGAAUUAAUUCUCAAAUUAUUUUUCCAUUUUUUUCCCUGUUUUUUCUGGAUUUUUCUUAAAUUUUCUAAGCAAAUGUUCCUAAAGGAAUUCAACAAUCUUACGUCAACACUGUGGAAUGGAUUUACACUCAUCAAAAAAUGUAUGUAAAAUGAUGGAACAGUUCAGAAACAAUAGCUGUAUUAGAUUUUCUUUUUAUGCAGAGAAAGGACAAUGCAUAUAAGUAGACUGAUAAAGUAAUCAAACCCCUUCACAACUUCUACACUAUGCUGUGUUGUGCAUUUUGCUAAUUUUAUUGUUAGUUUCAAACUGAUAAAAAUUACAAUCUCA
Molecule: messenger RNA, 2385 nt
Organism: Amphiprion ocellaris (clown anemonefish)
Lineage: Eukaryota; Metazoa; Chordata; Actinopteri; Pomacentridae
Gene: cfap52
Product: cilia and flagella associated protein 52
Exons: 14
Coding region: 135-1994 (619 amino acids)
Biological process (GO): cilium assembly
Molecular function (GO): protein binding
Source: RefSeq, a predicted model, not a curated record